This is a messenger RNA of Cladophialophora psammophila CBS 110553, 2874 nucleotides long. RefSeq lists its product as uncharacterized. The transcript has 7 exons. The coding region runs from base 1 to 2874 and encodes 957 amino acids. Lineage: Eukaryota; Fungi; Ascomycota; Eurotiomycetes; Chaetothyriales; Herpotrichiellaceae. The record is from RefSeq and is a predicted model, not a curated record.
AUGUCUGCCCCAACACAAGCCCCUUCAGCGGGACCUGGUGCGUUCGAAGUCGCGCUGACCAAGUUCAAAAGUCAUCUGGACGGGAAGCAGUUGCAAAGCUUCAAGAUUACAACUCUCAGAGAUGUCGAGGCGGCGCUCGCUGAAAUUCAAACCCGUCAGACCGCACAGCGGGAACUACGCAAUUUGACUCGAAUUCGUCGCUUCCUGGAGGCGAUGGAGCAAUUUGGCAAUGUCGUCGAAGUCUUCACCAACACAAAUGAUAUCGUUGCUUUCAUCUGGGGCCCGCUCAAAUUUCUCCUGCAGGUGUCAAGCACCUGGGCGAAUUCCCUUGAUAAGAUUCUGGAAGCAUAUGAGCAAAUUGGCGAAGCAUUACCCCUGCUCAAGCAGUAUGAGUCACUUUUCACAAAAUGUCCGAAGAUGCAAAAGGUGCUUGUCAUGAUGUAUACGGACAUUCUUGAUUUCCAUCUGCCCGCAGUCAGCUUUCUCAACCGUUCAAAAUGGCGACAGUUUUUUCGAUCAUCAUGGGGUGACUUCAGGUCAAAGUUCGAGGGAAUUGUCAGGAAUCUCGAACGGCACAGGCGUUUGAUUGAAUCACAAUUCAUCCUGCUACAGGCUUCCGAGCAUGAGAAACACCGCGCUGACGUCCUUCAGAAUAUUCAGAAUGUGAGGCAGGGGAUUCAGAAGAUCCAGACGGUGGAGGAGGAAAUUCGGAAAGUCCAGCAGGAAGUGCGUGUCGCGCAAGAAAAACUUCAACGUGCUGAAGAGGAUCGCAGAGCUGACCAGCUGCGUGCGGUACGUGUCUGGAUAGCCGGAACUCCUAUUUCCGACUACCACGCAUUGGCUUUAAAAGCCCGCGAGGACUAUCCUCAGACCGGACUCUGGGUCACACAGCAUCCAAAGGUGUCAAGCUGGCUCACGGAUGACAUUCCACGGUCCUCAAUUCUGUGGAUGCACGGCAUUCCAGGCGCUGGGAAAACGACAUUGGCGUCGAUCAUCAUUGAAGCGUGCAGAAAACAACCGCAAGCCCAAACCGCGUACUUUUACUGUAGACAUGAUGACUCUGAGGGGACUACUUGUGGCAAAAUCUUGAAGGGCCUUCUCGCUCACCAAGUUGAUUGGUAUCCGGAUCUUGUGCCCUAUUUUCAUGAACAGCGGCAGCGAAGCCGCGAAGCUGUCCUGACUUCGGACAAAGCCGCAAAACCCCUUUUCGAAACUGUUUCCGGAGAGGGCAAGCGUCAUUACAUCAUCGUUGAUGGGCUGGACGAAUGCCAAAUGCCGGAACGGAAGUCGAUACUAAAGAUUUUAACGGAUUUGGUGAACCAAGUUGACGCCAAAGAGCCGUCAAAACUUCGUGUCCUCAUUAUCAGCCAGGAAGAGCCUGAUAUCCGGAGAGCAUUAUCGUCGGCGGACGAGUUCCCAAUCAAACGCGAUGACAACAGCCAGGAUAUACGCACAUUUGUGCAAGCUUGGACUGCCAUGAUCCAGACAAAGUUCGAUCUUAGUGACGACGAUUCAUCUCUGUUAACGCGGCUCACAUGCCGUAACGCAGCGGGUCAAUUUCUCUUCGCUAAACUGGUCAUGGAAUACCUGUAUCAGCAACCCACGCGUGAAAGGCUUGAAAAGGAAGUCAAAUUUGAGGCUUUUCCAAAGGAGUUGGCAGAAGUAUACGAUCGCAUCAUUAAACGCAUCAAAAGCCGGCUUGGUGAAAAUGAAUGGGAUUUCGUACAACAAUUUCUCGGGUGGAUGACUUGUGCUGCUCGGCCACUCAAAUGGCACGAAAUACAAGGUGCAAUGUCAAUAUCUCUGGACGAACAAAAAGUAAAUAAGAAACGUCGGAGCUCUAAAUCAGCCCAUGAAUAUUGCGGACCUUUGGUAACUGAGUGCGAUAACCGUGUAAUUCUCGUGCACGGCACAGCCAAGAGGUACAUCGCGGAGUCAAAGCACAUCGAUCUUUUGGCCGUGGAAUGCAGGCUUGCGAGCUUGUGUUUGGAGUACCUUGCUUUCCCCUGCUUCGACGGAGACGACUUAGAGGCAUAUAUCUUGGACGGUUCGUAUGCUUUUGCGGACUACGCAGUUGCCAAGUGGAUGUACCACUUUAAGAAGAUACUCGGUCAACUGGCCAGCAACGUUGAUGCAGUCCAAUUGGAAAUUUCGACCUUGAAAUCAGCCGCACCGAAGCGCACCGAAUGCGAAGACAUGCAAUCAAAAGUCUUCAGGCUGGAGCCUGGGUUGUGCCGCCUGCUUGCGGCAUUCGAGGGCGCUGAAGAAGUAUUCCUGUCCCUGUGGACGCAUAUAAAACUGCACGAGAUCAAGGGUUCGGAAAAGCGCAAUGAAAUUAGCUUGGAGAGGCUUCGGACCGCGAUGGAUAAAAUACGAACCGCAUUGGAAGAGCUCUCUCAGAACAAGACAUUGACGCCGAAAGAUCGCAAGGAGCUGGAGUCAUAUUACGGUUCCAAAUUUUUCCGAUGUCCAAAAGUGACGUGCUAUUACUUCCACGAAGGGUUUACUGAUGGAAAAAGCAGAAAAAAGCAUGUCAACAGGCACGACCGGCCAUUUCAAUGCGACCAGCCGGAUUGCACCGGAGCCGACUUGGGGUUUGGGUCGAAAAAAGAACUCGAGAACCACAUGCAAAACUUUCAUGCGGAUGCGGAGAUGAAAGCUCUUCUCUUCAAGGAAAUGAUGCCAGCUACAAGCAGCCGGGCGAUGUAUCCCUGCGGAGAGUGUGAAAAGAGCUUUGUCCGCAAAUCGAUAUUACGAGACCAUGAACGAGUACAUAAAGGUGAAAAGCCAUAUGAGUGUGCACGUUGCGGCAAGGCUUUCGCUCGGAAAAAUGAUUGUAAGAGACAUGAAAAGAUCCACGAGCACCGACGAUGA